Molecule: messenger RNA, 1698 nt
Organism: Suillus bovinus
Lineage: Eukaryota; Fungi; Basidiomycota; Agaricomycetes; Boletales; Suillaceae
Exons: 8
Coding region: 1-1698 (565 amino acids)
Source: RefSeq, a predicted model, not a curated record
AUGUCUACUCCAGUUAACACCUCUUUGACCAGCCUCAAGGAAAUCACUGCCAAGAUCAUGGCCAUCAUCACCGGCGCUCGGCAGCUUCCUCUGGGCCACAGCCACUUUUCUCUGACAACCCAGGCUGAUGCGGUUCGGCAAUAUGGGAGUGGUCCCUACCUUCUGGGUCUCAUGUGUUCGUGCUCGAGGGAGUUAAUUCGUGUUUGGGGCAUGACUCCUCAGGUCUGGCCCAACUGGCACAGCAUCAGCAAGGUCCUUGCCUGGGAGGAGUUAGGUGAUCACACCUUCAAUCUCCCAGUCGUGUCCGGUCCUUCAGUAUGUCUAAUUCCUGUGGAUCUUUCACCCUCACCUGUCAUUGCCGGGCCUUCUACCAACCCUGCCUCUAAGUCCCGGGAGAAGGGAAAAGGUAAGGCAGUUGCCCCUGACCCGGAACCGGAAUUGGAAGGGACUCAGAAGAGGAAGUCUCCAAUGAUUCCAGCACUUCCCUCCCAACCCCUGAAGUCCACUAUGAAGACUCGGAAGUGGGUGAAGACCACCGGCCGUGCCAAAUUCAAGGUGUUUGUUGAGUCGGAAGAUGAGGAGGACUCGGUCACUCAGCCGAUUUCACAUGGGGUUCCGGAGGUCGUCCUCCCCCAGCUCUCCCCAGAUGUUGCAAGGACGUCUGGAUCACCUCGGUCAUCCUGGAGCCCAAAGAAGAAACCCUUCGGGCCUGCUAUGGCAAUUGCAGGCAAAUGUCUGGAGGUCAUCGAGCCCCCUCAGGCAACUCCCGAACCUCCAGUAGAGGCACCCCCAGUCAUCAAUGCAUGUGAUAUACUCAUUCCCAGACCCAUAAAACAACCCUUGCCAGGCUUGCCACAAGAUGGAAUGGCCCUGCGCAACUCGAAGAUCAAGUGCAUCUCCGUGAGUAUGGGAACCCUGCCGAAACUUGUUCGAGGUCAAUCCAUCACCCAGACCACCAGGAGGACCAGAUCCAGGACCCCUUCCAAAGCUCCCUCCAAAGCUCUGGCUGCCUCGCAAACCACCAGCCGGACACGGAGUCAAUCUCAGGUCUCUUCCGUCACUCCUGGUCCAUCUGGUGCCCAAACACCAAAGGCGCAAACACGCGGUCACAGCAAGACUGUCACUGCUGCCAAGGAACCUACACCUGCACCAGCUUCAGUCCCAUCUUCGACUUCCGGAGUUCCUUGUUUGGCACUUGAUGUGCCAAUGCCGGAUUUGCAUGCCAUGGCAAUGGCGAUUCGGGAGGGUGCAGCUCGAAUCGCCGCUCUUGAGGAGCAUGUUGUUGAGCAGGAUGCUAAGAUUGACACCCUGCAAUGCCUUCAUGAAGGCCUUCGACGUGAAAUCAUCCUCUGGCACCCAAAAUUUCCACUUCCAGACGCCCAAGGUGAUGUAACAUCAUUUUUGCUUCAUCAACCUGUCCUUCCGGCCAUGUCAACCCCUGCAUCCGCACUUCCUCCUCUCAUUGACCUGUCUAUGGAAGGGAUGGAGCCCAACCCCCCCAACCUCCAGGAUGAGUCUGCCAUCAACGGACUCAUAUUUGAGCUCAACCAAAUUCAUCCUGAGGUUUCACAGAUGCCCAGCGAAAUUGUGAAACCGGAUGAUCCAGGCAAUCUUUUUCCAGAGUAUGAUUCAGUUGAAGAGAUGGAUGUUCAAGUGAAGGGUGAACCUUCUGGUGAGGAUGUUGACAUGACUACAUAA